Molecule: messenger RNA, 1677 nt
Organism: Haliotis rufescens (red abalone)
Lineage: Eukaryota; Metazoa; Mollusca; Gastropoda; Lepetellida; Haliotidae
Exons: 8
Coding region: 276-1460 (394 amino acids)
Cellular component (GO): extracellular region
Molecular function (GO): chitin binding
Source: RefSeq, a predicted model, not a curated record
UUAUUGCAUGGUGAUCAAUUAGAGACAGCUGCAGUUCUUGUCGUUGCAAUACCUCCUUGUGAUAAUCUCUACAGAACUGGGAAUCAAUCACUGACGAAUCAAGACGAUCAUUGUCAAGUUCUUAAGUGCAACGGUUCCGACAUAUGAUUUAUAGCAUACAGAAUUAACUUUGAUGCCAAGUGUGUGUUUAACUUUGUUAGGUGAUUGAUAUAGUGCAGCACACGGUGUUGGAGUUGCAGGAGAACACCUCGCCCAGAUACGCACAGCCUCCUAACAUGGCGCAAGCCAACCUCAUGGUUCUUGUUGCGACAUCAGUCCUUCUUGGACUUGUCCACUCGCAUGGUCCGAAAGCAUCAUUUGUGAAAAGAUACUGUGACACGUGCCUGCUGGAGACGGGACAAGGCUACUACAGAGUGCCCGGAUAUUGCAACGUCUUCGCCCAUUGCGCAGCCAAAAGCCAGGAGUUGCAGACGUGCGCAGCGGGGACUUUUUUUGAUGGCAAGAAGUGUCGUCAUGCGGUGGACGUUGAUUGUAAAGACGAUCCCUGCAGGCAGCAUCCUCCUGGCUACACUUACUCCGACGGCGCCUACUGCUACGGCUACUACGUAUGUCAGAAACGACGAUCCGUUUACCAUCGCUGUCGCCAAGGCUUUUCUUUCAACGGUAAACGUUGCAUUCCGGAUCGUGCCUGUAAACAAUAUUCGUGGAAACAUCAGGGCGUUGGUUGCCCCCCACAUGUCAACCCCUUCCCCGGGGAUGCCACAAAGUACUACAUCGAGGGGGCGGGCGGGGUGCUGUACAAGAUGCCCUGUCCUUCGGGCCUGCUGUUCAACCCCAAAAAGUGCGUCUGUGACUGGGGAUUUCACCCUCCAAAAUACAGGUGUUCAGCACUAUUCAACUUCAAGUUCACUGGAAACACACUUGACGAAUACAACAAGGCGUCCCUGACAACAUGCGGUCCAGUCACUCCCUAUCAUGAGAAGGCUCAAUUCGGGAAGGGAGGCUACGCUGUUAUCUGGAUGAUGGACGGCCUUGACCUUGACUCGAUGUUUGCCUUGUCCUUCGACUUUCAAUAUCUUGGCAAAGAGAAAGGAGAGGUUGCUCUCUUGGGCAACGAUUUUAAGGACGAUUUGUACUUCACUUUGAAGGUGACCCUUGACACCAUCAGAGGAGAGAUUAUUGCGCGAAUUGAGUGUAAAGAUGGAAGAAAACUGGCCCUUGUUGUCAAGGGCGUGGCACCGAACGUGAAGCAUCGGGUGUGGCUGUCCAAAUACAAGCAUGCCAUACUCCUGAAGGUGGACAACCUACCCUCCGUCAGAGUUAGCCACGCUCCUGGCAUCAAGAUCAAGCAUUCACCUUUAAUCAUCGGCAAGACGCAUGGCUGUAAAGGCUUCGUCGGCUUCAUGGACAAUAUCCGACUGACAAGAUGUCCAGAACAGGUGGCCACGCCUCACAUGUAACGUACAAAUGACGGUUAACCUCGGAUAUUGGAAACCCUUUCCACGACGCUAACAUCAAGCAGCGGCGGCGUUAAGAAUGUUUCUCCACCCAGUGACAUAACCUUUGUGCCAGUUGUUCACUGCUGCCACAGGGAGCUUUGCUCAUACUGUGGUAGUGGCUUAUUUUUCCAAGAACACCCCCUUUACAGUUUCAAUAAAUACACAUAUUUGUCUGGUA